UUCUGAUACCAUGUAAGCUUGGUGAAAUCAGAGGAAAUAAGUGAAGAAGAUAACUUUCUUAUUGAUUGUUUUUUGCUUAGUUUUGACGCUUACAAUAUGAGCUAAUAUAAAGAGAGUUUGUGCGCUUGAGUACAUAGAAGAUAGAGGACAGCUCAGCAUGUGACAGCACACAAUCCUAAGGUUUCAAAUCGGUUUGAUAGCUGUAAAUCCUAAGCUGCAAAACUCGUAUGAGGACCACCUUUUGACGUCAUAGACUCUGAUCCUUUGUGACCGUUGAGAGAGGAAGAGAUGGGCUUGCAAGAUGUAUGUUGAGUAAUUGCUUGGGCCUCAACUGAAGUAUUUGCGGCCUUUGGGCUUAUAGCUGGUUGAUGGGAAAAGCUGAGUGUUGAGGAUUCGAUUCUCUUCUAGCAGCAUCUGGCUUCUUAUGUAAACCUCUCAAAAUAUCAGCCAUUGAUGGGUCAGAAGCAGAUGUAAUCCUAGUAGCUUGUCUCUUAGGUUUAACGUUAUUGGAGCUCUGCAAAGUAACGACAAGAAACUAGCAGAAUAGGUCAUUAAAAGAACCAUUGAUUUGGAACAAGGAUACUAGAAGUAGUAGUAGAUAAAUCAGGUAGCUGAUUACUAUGUCCUUUCUCAUUACUCAUCUCUGAACCAAACACACAGCAAAGCAACAUUAUCAGAAACAUACUUGAUGGACAAGCAAUCACAAAGCAAAGUUAACUCAGAAGAAAGACUUUCUAAUUAAGGAUGUUAAACACACACAAAAAAAAAACAAAGCGAUAUUCAGAAAUAGUACAAGACAAAUGCAAGAAUAGCAAUUAACUUUAGGUUAAUUCUAUGAAUCAAGAUUGGUAGCAAAGCAGGGAAAAAAAGGAACAACUGUUCUUUAGGGUCUACAAAAAUGCGAAAAGGGUUAAGAAAUUUGAGCAAUACUUUGUUUCCUUUCACCUUCUCACUAUACUUCCAAUCAAACAAACUCGAAAGCAAAAAAAAAAAUCAAGAAAGAAAGGAAGAAACUUAUCGAAAGAAACCUUGCUGAGAAGAUGGAGAACUUAAGAACACAGAAAAACCUCUCUCUUAUCCCCUCUCUCUCUUAACUCUCUCAAAGACCCCAGCUUUCUCCGGCUUGCUCCGGCGGCUCUCCGCAGCUCUUUUCUUCUCUCCUUGUUUCUUCGCAGCCUCCGAUAUGUUGUUCAACCCUGAUGCCGAUGAAGCUGAGUCAUAUCAGAAAAAGCUCUGCUUUGGUGGGUGAUUUCCGGCCUUCCUCCACGGAGCGUUGGUGUGGUGACGAGGCUUGGCUUGUGGUGUGUCGGAGGUGAAUUCGGCUCUUUGGGUCGUGGUUGGAUUAGAUCUAGGUUUUCACCUUGCUCUCGUUACGGCGGUGGGAGCGCGUGACCGAGAUUGGGCUUCUCCUCUCUCCGGAUCUGGUGGGUUGACGUCAAUCUUCAGGCUGGGUAGGAGUCUUCCGGCGUCGUGGGUAGCUUCGUCUGCUCAGUGUCGAGCAGCGUAUGUCUUCCUCUCUGUUUCCGGUUUAGUUGGCCUUCAGUGUGUCUCCGGAGGCGCGUCCUCAGUUGGUGAUGGUUGCUGUGUGGUAACGUUAGCUACUGUGCUGUUCGUGAGGCGCUGCCGGGUUCGGAUUCAAGGCGGGCCCGUCUAUGACCUGCUCUUUUGACUCCUUCGAUGGUUGUUUCAGCUUCGCUCUCUCGGUAUGCUGUCUGCUUUGAUUGUUCAUGGUGGUUUUCUUCCUCUCCGGCUCAUCGUAGUUACACUUCGGUUCUCCCACGGUGGUGUAGCUCGGAUGAGGCUUAUUGGAGCUAGGGCUGGUUCUCAGUGUUAGCGCGAGUUGGCGAUUCUUGAGUUCCUAUUGGUCAUGGGAAGGAUGGUUUCGUCGAGGGAGGCUCGUGCAAGGAUAUGUCAUCCCAGCUCCUUUGGUUCGAGCCACUUUGGCUCGCAAAGGAGGGUGUUUCCUUGGUCUAAUUUGUAGGAUAGGAAGAACGACAUCAGUAUGUGGCUCUCACCAAGCCCGCUUUCUGCUGUGGCUCGCAUUAGUUUCUGAAGUCGAGUAAAUAAAUGUGACUUCUUGAGGUUUGGGUGGGACUAACCUGAUGGCGCUCUUGGAGCUCUCGGCUAGAGUAGAGGUGUCUGGCUUCGAACUUCAGUGUUUCCUAUUGCCGGUGGUAGUUGGGAGGCUUUGGUUUCCUUUGACUCAGUUUAAAAAUCUGUCCGGAGAUGGUAUCAAUUAUUUGGAGUAGCGCUGCGGGGAAGCCAAAAUUACCAAAGCGUGGUCUCAUGUAUUAUAAAAGGUAUCAUCAACAUUUGGCAAUGUUCUAUUGUGGUCAAGCGACUACUUCUGCUCUGCUUGUAAUCUUCUGUUAAAAUGUGUUUUCAUUGUCCCAAAAAUCUUAGUUGUUGCUUAUUCUUUUAUUCCCAUGUUGUUUAAUUUAAUUUCUCUGCUACUUGUGUCUGUGUAAUUUCUGUCAAAAACUCUGAAAAUUGGUAUAAAUCUUAACAUUUUUAUCAAAAAAGAAAAAAACCUUGCUGAGAAAGAAGACGAUUAAUGGCAAAGUUUUGGUGCAUAUUGCAUUCUAGAAGCAUUGCACGGAUCUCUUGUUCGGAGUGUUCCCUUAAUAUUACAUGCACCCUCAGAACCGCCUUCGCCAUGGCUACCUCCUCGGCGUUUACGUUUCUUUCACAGCUGCGCAUCUAAACGAAGAAGAACAAACAAAAGGAUUCUCUCUCUCUCUGGCUUCUUCUUGGCUUGAGUAUCAAGAAACUGUCACGACCUAACUUCUUCACUCCACCAACUCCACCCAUUAACACAUCUAUUAAACCCACCUUCUCCACUAUGUCACCUACAAUUAAAAGAAAAGAAAAAUCAGAGAGAAGAGAAGAGUAGAGAAGAGAAGGGAAGAGAAAAGAAGAGAAGGGGAGGUGAGAAGAAGGAUUCGGAGAGGUUGAGGUCGUCACCGGAGUUCGUUAUAGCCUCUGCACCCCGUGACCGUGUUGAGCUCGCCACCACCGUUAAUCGCAGGUAACCACCGCGAAAAUCCCAUGAUUUAAGUUCAGUUUCGGUUCCGUUUAGUAAAUCGCCCAUAACUUCCUAACCGUUGAGAAUUUCGUGCCUUCAAGACCAUCAUCGUGUUCCUCUCGUCAAGACGAAGCCAUAGACACCAACCGCACCGCGAUUGGAGCCCGUACGAGCCCUCACGCGCCUCCAGAAGAUCACCCUGCGCGCGCGUGUGAAACGCACGCGCCGCCGCCGCUACCGCAGCUCCGCCGUCCUCCGCCGUCGCCGCCGGCCAACUUUCCGAUUUGGAGUCCAUUUGAGCAGUUGGAGUUCAUAGAUACCACUCCUCUUCCUUGCUAAGAUGCCGCCAAAGAGAAGAGCCAACCGUGCCCAGAUCGACAGAGAUGCUAGAGAGGCAGGAGCUGAACAUGAGCAGCGUGCAGUUCCCCAGCCUGUUGCUCCACCGAUUGAUCAGGAGGCCAUGAGGCAGAUGGUUUUGGAUGCAGCUAGACAGGCUGCUCAGGAGGCAGUUCAGCAGAUUGCUCAGGAGGUUGCUCGUCAGAUGGCUCCAGUUCAGCAGUUUCCCGCUCAGCAGUUUGCUCAGGGUGCUCAGGAUCUACCGCCACCACCACCUCGACCACAUGUUUACCCAGUUUAUGAUGAGAGGUUUUACAGGCUGACAUGCCAGAUGAGGAAUAUGGAUAUGGAGCAUUUUAGCGGGACAGUGGAUGCUAUAGCUGCAUAUGAUUGGAAGCUAAAUCUGGUACGGAAGUUGGAGAUUAUUGAAUGUCCACCGGAGAUGUCUCUUAGAUUGACUAUGCAUUAUUUGCGUGGAGAUGCACUAGUGUGGUGGGAAGGAAUUCGUUUGAACCAUGUUGGACCAGAGAGGCUUACCUUUGAAGAUUUCAUCCGCGAGUUCGAUAGGAAGUACUUCCCGAAGGAAGCUAUGGAUAAGCAGAAAACAGACUUUGAUCAUGUAAGCCAGGGUGAGAUGUCUGUCAGGGAGUAUGAGCAGAAGUUUAACCAACUUCGCAGAUUUGCUGGGACUGGAAUUUCAGAGGAGGACCUGAUCAGGAAGUUUUUGGAUGGGAUGCGGGUCGAUAUUCGUAACAGGUGUCAUGUCGUCACUUACCAUAGAUUGGGAGAUUUGGUGGAGAAAGCUUCUGAGCAGGAGGCAGGACUGGAAGAAGAGCGGAAAUUUACGAAAGCAUUUCAGGUUAAGUCUGGAAAAGCUCCCGAGUCCCAGAAGAGAACAGGGGACCAGUCUGAAUCACAUGAUUGUUUCCGUUGCCGUCGCCGUCAUAGCGGAAAGUGCUUCAAGUGUUUUGUUUGUGGUCAGUGGGGACACACUUCGAGAUAUUGUCACGAUAAGCCAGUGGAUACGCCUCCAGUCAGACAGGUUGAAGCCCCAGCAGUGGCCAACGUGAUUUGUUACGGUUGUAACCAGUCUGGUCAUAUCUUCAGAGAUUGCCCGAAGAGGAGUAAUGCGGCGCUUCCACCACCACCAAAGCGUCUAGCCAUCGCUCCACGUGUAUUUACAGUUGGAGAUCACCAGGGAGCCGAGCCGAUAGCGGGUGAGAUCAAUGAGCAGGAGUGAUCCUAUCAGACUUGGGCUUCUUGGUGCUAUUUGGGGCUUUUGGGCUUUUACUACUAUCGGGCUUUGGACUUCUAUCACUCUUUUCGUUUUAUCGCUUUUGGGCAUUUGAGCUGCUAUCUAUCGCUUAUGUUUAUUUCUCAUUUCAAACUUUUGGUUUAUGUCGUAUUUUAUAUUUCGGAUGUUAUCGUUAUCGGGCCUUUUGGCCUUAUGCUAUCGUAUUGACUUUUAUAUUAUGAUGGAGAUUAUUAUUAUUA
Messenger RNA from Brassica napus (rape), 4855 nucleotides. RefSeq lists its product as uncharacterized. Bases 3366 to 4601 code for a protein of 411 amino acids. Lineage: Eukaryota; Viridiplantae; Streptophyta; Magnoliopsida; Brassicales; Brassicaceae. The transcript has 4 exons. The record is from RefSeq and is a predicted model, not a curated record. Gene Ontology annotation, molecular function: zinc ion binding; nucleic acid binding.